CUGCCUGAGUGGAGCCGCGGGUGGCUUCCGGCGCGGGUGACGAGUGGUGGCCGAAGCGGGGCAGCAGCUAGGGACGCUCGGGCAGGGACCAUGGCAGACGGCGGCUCGGAGCGGGCUGAUGGGCGCAUCGUGAAGAUGGAGGUGGACUACAGCGCCACGGUGGAUCAGCGCCUGCCCGAGUGCGAGAAGCUGGCCAAGGAAGGAAGACUCCAAGAAGUCAUCGAAACUCUUCUUUCUUUGGAAAAACAGACUCGUACUGCUUCCGAUAUGGUGUCUACAUCCCGUAUCUUAGUUGCAGUAGUGAAGAUGUGCUAUGAAGCUAAAGAAUGGGAUUUACUUAAUGAAAAUAUUAUGCUUUUAUCAAAGAGACGGAGUCAGUUAAAACAAGCUGUUGCAAAAAUGGUUCAACAGUGCUGUGCGUAUGUUGAAGAAAUCACAGACCUUCCAAUCAAACUUCGAUUAAUUGAUACUCUGCGAAUGGUCACAGAAGGAAAGAUUUAUGUUGAAAUUGAACGUGCGCGACUGACUAAAACUUUGGCAACUAUAAAAGAGCAAAAUGGUGAUGUGAAAGAGGCAGCCUCCAUUUUGCAGGAAUUACAGGUGGAAACUUACGGGUCAAUGGAGAAGAAGGAGCGCGUGGAGUUCAUUUUGGAGCAAAUGAGGCUCUGCCUAGCUGUCAAGGAUUACAUUCGGACACAAAUCAUCAGCAAGAAAAUUAACACCAAAUUUUUCCAGGAAGAAAAUACAGAGAAAUUAAAAUUGAAAUACUAUAACUUAAUGAUUCAGCUGGAUCAGCAUGAGGGAUCCUAUCUGUCUAUUUGUAAGCACUAUAGAGCCAUCUAUGAUACUCCCUGUAUACAGGCAGAAAGUGAAAAGUGGCAGCAGGCCCUGAAAAGUGUUGUUCUCUAUGUUAUCCUGGCUCCUUUUGACAACGAACAGUCUGACUUGGUUCACCGAGUAAGUGGUGAUAAGAAGUUAGAAGAAAUUCCCAAAUACAAGGAUCUCUUAAAGCUUUUUACCACGAUGGAGCUGAUGCGCUGGUCCACACUUGUCGAGGACUAUGGUGUGGAAUUAAGGAAGGGGUCCCUGGAGAGUCCAGCCACUGACGUCUUUGGUUCUACAGAGGAAGGGGAGAAAAGGUGGAACGACUUGAAGAACAGAGUGGUUGAACAUAAUAUCAGAAUAAUGGCCAAGUACUAUACGCGGAUAACAAUGAAGAGGAUGGCACAGCUUCUGGAUCUGUCCGUUGACGAAUCGGAGGCCUUUCUCUCAAAUCUGGUGGUUAACAAGACCAUCUUUGCUAAAGUAGACAGAUUGGCAGGAAUUAUCAACUUCCAGAGACCCAAGGAUCCCAAUAAUUUAUUAAAUGACUGGUCUCAGAAACUGAACUCACUGAUGUCUCUGGUUAACAAAACGACACACCUUAUAGCCAAAGAGGAGAUGAUACAUAAUCUACAAUAAGGGCCUUACUGCUUUAAGAAAAGAGUUAAAAUUGGAAGUCAUUAAAAAAAAAAAAAAGACUGUUACCCUGGUGUAUAUGUUGUGUUUUUUGUUUUCUCAGCUCCUUUGUCUAAAAUUUUGAAAUAGUAAAUAUGUUUGAGGCUAACUUUUGAGUAUGCAAUUGGUGCAAAAACGUGCCACAUUUCUGUUGACUGAGCACAUAAAAUCUGUUAUAACUUACCCAAAUAUGUUUUUAUAUCACUUGAAGACUUUUUAGCUAUUAUUUGUUUUCAUUGAACUAACAACCAUAGUAAAAAUAAAAGCAGUAUAUGCACAUUUA
Oryctolagus cuniculus (rabbit) is the source of this 1780-nucleotide messenger RNA. It is a transcript of the gene PSMD12, whose product is annotated as proteasome 26S subunit, non-ATPase 12. Gene Ontology annotation, cellular component: cytoplasm; proteasome regulatory particle, lid subcomplex. The record is from RefSeq and is a predicted model, not a curated record. Lineage: Eukaryota; Metazoa; Chordata; Mammalia; Lagomorpha; Leporidae.